Molecule: messenger RNA, 3256 nt
Organism: Hevea brasiliensis (rubber tree)
Lineage: Eukaryota; Viridiplantae; Streptophyta; Magnoliopsida; Malpighiales; Euphorbiaceae
Product: autophagy-related protein 9
Exons: 11
Coding region: 369-2960 (863 amino acids)
Biological process (GO): protein localization to phagophore assembly site; autophagy of mitochondrion
Cellular component (GO): phagophore assembly site; autophagosome
Source: RefSeq, a predicted model, not a curated record
AAUGCAACAUUCUUAAUUUUUUCUUGUCCAUUGGGUUUCUGCACAAUUAAUUUUCUCAAUUAUUCACUACUUCAUUUCUGUAAUAAAAGUUCUCACCUUUAUCUUCUAUCUCUCAGCCCUCUGCUUCUGAUCAUCUAAUUCUUUUCUUGUUUUCGAGUUCACUGCAAUCAAUUUUACUGAAUUUAUAUUUUUGGAUUUCAAAGCUUUUUUUGCUGGUCGCAGUAAAGUAGAGCAAGUUCAAAUUUUUGUUGCUGGACAAAAACUGGAUUGGAUUCCAGGACUUAAGCUUUUACAAAUGAAAAGAAAUUUUGUUUAGCAACAUACGCAUUUUCGGGGAUGGACUCUUUGCUUUUCGUUAUUGUUUGUGAAUGAUGUUCGGUAGGCAGAAGGGUUCUAAUGCUUUCAGCAUAUUUAGAUGGAGAUUGCAUGGUGAAUCCACUUUGACAACAGGCUUGCUUAAGGAUGUGCCUCCUGAGAUUGAACUGUCUGACUAUGGAAGGGUACCCAGUCCUGGUAGUGACAGCCCUUCAGGGCUUCUUAAUGGUGAAGGCUUGAAUGUGGAACCAAUUGCUGAUUUGGACCUGUUCUUUGAAAGGUUGUAUAGUUAUUAUUGCGAGAAAGGGCUUUGGUGCAUUAUUAUAAAGUGGAUUGUUGAACUUUUGAGUUUGGGGUUCACUAUCUGUUUUUCGGGGUUUUUCUUACUAUAUGUUGAUUGGAAUGGUCUUCGUAAUGCCAAGUGUGGGAUGGAUGCUGUUGAAUCUGGAAUUAAGCCCUGUGAUCUUACUAAAGAAGCUCUUCAUGAGCACCCAUUAACCCCUCUUACAAUUUCAAAAGCAAUUAUUGUUGGAUAUUUGGGAUUAUUUUCUAUCUACUGGAUCUUCUGUUUUUUGAGGUUCUUUGCGCAAUUAAGGGACAUUCUUGGGAUCCGUCACUUCUAUUAUAACAGUCUCCAUGUUACAGACAAUGAAAUUCAAACCAUGCAAUGGGCAACAAUUCUUGAAAAGGUUGUACAGUUACAAAGUUCACAGCAACUCUGUGUGGUUAAGGACCUUUCUGCUCAUGAUGUGGUGAUGCGAUUGAUGCGGAAGGAGAACUACUUAACUGGAAUGCUCAAUAAAGGAGUGCUUGCUUUUCCAAUAUCCUCAUGGGUUCCAGGUGCUGGUCCAACUGUAAAAUCUGGAUCAAAUGGAAAACAGUACCGCUUAAUACUAACAAAGACCCUUGAAUGGACCUUAAAUUGGUGCAUUCUGCAGAGCAUGUUUGAUCGAAACUUUUGUGUUAGGAGAGACUUUAUUUCUAAUCCUAAAACCUUAAAGAAAAGGCUUAUGGUAGUUGGGCUUGCAAUGCUUCUCCUUUCACCAUUCCUGGUCAUUUUCAUGCUUGUGUAUCUCUUCCUAAGGCAUGCUGAACAGUUUUAUAAUCAUCCAAGCACAGCAUCGUCUCAAAGAUGGUCAAAUUUGUCAAAAUGGAUUUUCAGGGAAUUCAAUGAGGUUGACCAUUUGUUCAAGCACCGGAUCAAUGGCAGUAUAAUGCUUGCUUCCGAUUAUCUUAAGCAAUUCCCCUCACCUAUUAUUUCAAUUAUUGCCAAGUUCAUAUCUUUUGUUUCUGGAGGCUUUGCUGCUAUCCUGAUUAUCAUUGCAUUUCUGGAGGAGUCUCUACUAGAAGGCCAUAUAUUUGGUCGCAAUUUGUUCUGGUAUGCUGCUGUUUUUGGAACCGUAACAGCCAUCAGCCGGGCUGCAAUUACAGAUGAACUUCUUGUCCUUGAACCAGAGAGGGCUAUGUCUAUGGUGGUCCAACAUACACAUUUUAUGCCAAAGAGAUGGCGGGGCAAAGAAAAUACUGAGACUGUCCAGAGAGAGUUUGAAAACCUAUUUCAGUAUACUGGAAUGAUGUUACUCGAAGAGAUGGCAUCGAUUUUCCUCACCCCAUUCUUGCUUUUAUUUGUUGUUCCAAAGCGGGUGGAUGACAUCCUACAGUUCAUUGCAGAUUUCACAGUGAAUAUUGAAGGUGUUGGCCAUGUGUGCAGUUUUAGUGCUUUUGAUUUUCAAAAUCAUGGCAAUAGCAAUUAUGGUUCGCCUUAUCAUACACCACGCACCCAGAGGAGCUCUCAAGGCAAAAUGGAGAAAUCAUUUUUGAGUUUCCAGAGCAGCUAUCCUUCGUGGGAACCAAAUGCCCAUGGAAAGCAGUUCUUGUCAAAUCUUAGAAAUUUCAGGAAGCAAAAGUUGCAAGGACACGGAUUUGGACUUGUCCAUUCUCAUCCUAGAACGUGGCAAGGAAGCUCCAAUUUGAGAGGCCCUGGAAAUAGAAAUACCCCUUUUUCCAGGGAAAUGCCUCAUUAUACUUCUGGCUUUGAUUUGGGUUCUUUGUGGCUAAUUGAUGAAGACCAAAAGAGUCACCCAUAUCUUCUUGAUUGGUACUAUACCUCGCAGACUUCAACUAAUUAUGGGAGAGACAUUCCAGCAGUACCCUUUGAAGUGACUGAGCAACAUCCUGGAGAUCAUUGGAUGGAGCCCAACUUAACGCAAAAUGAGGCUAUAUAUGAUGAUGAGCGUUGGCGUCACCAUCAUGAAGAUCGAACAGAAUCUCACUUGGGGGCUUCCACAUCUACUCCUUUCUUUCGAGAGAGUAUACUUCAGCAACAUGAUGUCAGCAGCUUUGCACAUUCCAAUAGGAGUCAUUGGUGGGCCAGAAGUAGCCGACCUAGUGCACAGCCUCAGACAAGUUUUCUAGAGCCUCCAGAUUUCAACCGCUUCACUUCAGAUAAUUUCUAUGAUAAUUUUUCAGAGAGAAGCUUAGAGGAGCAAGAACACUUGAAUUGGAGGAGUUCUCACAGGUUGUCACAAACAACUUACUUGGAUGAUGACCUUGAAGCAGGAGAAAAUAUAAAUCUUCAUUUUGAUGAUAUUUAUAGUAGACCACCUGAGACUCCGACCGAAUACCGAGAGCCUCCAAGCUUUUGAAUUUGCUUUUCAAUUACGUCAGUAGUUAAGAGGAUACUUGUUUCAAGUAUGUGGGAUGCAUACAGGUUUCCAAGAACCGAUUGGUUUCUUUUAUACACGUAAAAAGGAAACUCUGUAUUCUUUGAUGUAUAUAGAUUCAUUAUGAGGUUAGAAUCUGAAUUAGACCCUCAACUCGAUUUAGAAGGUUGCAUAUUCCAAAUAGUCAUUGCAAACCUUCUGAAACUGUAAAAACAAUUAAAAUCUGUUGAUACAUUCCAAAUCUAAUUUCAUUCAAUUUAUUCUUUCGUUUGUGUUCC